Ceratitis capitata (Mediterranean fruit fly) is the source of this 1422-nucleotide messenger RNA. RefSeq names its product probable Ras GTPase-activating protein. Bases 1117 to 1422 code for a protein of 101 amino acids. Lineage: Eukaryota; Metazoa; Arthropoda; Insecta; Diptera; Tephritidae. The record is from RefSeq and is a predicted model, not a curated record. The transcript is spliced from 4 exons.
AACUAUAAUUAAUUAACUGUGCUACAAAAAUAAGUAUAUGUACAUGGGCAUACAUAUAUUUGUGUAAAAAUGUAUUGCCAUAAAAUCAAUAAAGCGUCUCAUAAUCUUUAACAAAAAGUGAAAAAGAAAACAACAACAACAACAAAAUCGCAUCCAAACAACUUAAAUAGCCACUUCAACCGCUCCACGCACCAAAUCAAAGAAAACAAUAAUCGGCGCUUAAACGGCUUAAGGUGAAGUGAUUGAACUCCAGUAUCUAUUUUUAAACAAACAUUAAAUAAAAAUUUGCGUAAAGUUUAUCCACACAAAAAACAUAUUUAUAUAUUUAUGCAUAGAUACAGCCAGCACCGACAACAGAUUUUCCGCCAACGAAUUGGAAAAUCCAUAAAAACGACAUAAAUCCACUCAACUCAACUCACACCGAGCCAUCGGCAUAAAAUCCAUAUGAGCUAAGCUAUUGCAAAAGCAUAACAACAGCAACAACAAUCCCGUCACAUACACGUAACACUUGAAAGGAGAGCAUUAAAAAUAUAUAUAUAAGAACAACAACUACUUUGUGUAAUCUCAAAAAAAAAAAUUAAAAAAUAAAAAAAAAAAAUAAAAAAAAUUCAAAACAAAAAAAAAAACAACCACAAAAAUACUCAACACACAGCAUCCAGCCUGAUAAAAAGUAAGCUACAUAUAACUCGAACCUUCUCGGCAUUCAGCCGCUCGAACAACACCUCAUUCUCAGCAAAAGAAAUGAGCGCAUAAAGUGUAUCCUUGCUGAGUAUUUGUUUAUCCUGUUCAAUCCAAUAAACAGUCAUAAAACCAGUUAUAUGCUACAUACAGGCACGUUUAACAAGUGCCACAGUAAGGUAAAACGGCAGAAUAGUUGCUACAAGGAGAGCCAGGAUACUUGGUGAACAAGUGUUUAGAGUAGCGAAGGCAACAAAGUGAGCACGUGAGUGAGUAGCAGUGGUGAACACAAAAAAUUGCUUUGUGGAUGUUAAGAGCGCUGAGUAACAGGAGAGAGAGGUAGAGAGAAUACAGCCAGCACAACGUUAGCACAGCGAGAGCGGGACAAUAUCCUUGUGAAAAGAGAAAAGAAAAACAACAGCAAAAAACAGCUUCAAGAUGGGACGUCGCUCUUUUAAUCGCGUUUGCGCUAUAAGUUAUCCAAGUCGUGUUGAGGGUUGGCUAGAUGUUUGUGAAUCCGAGGGCGAACUUACACGAAAACAUAAAACUCUGCCUUGGAGUCCUCUCUACUGUGUACUGCAACAAGAUGAGCAAUCUUUCACAGCAUACUGCAGUGAGGAGAUAUCGUUACUAAACUUUCUAAAAUAUUUUGUUGUGGGAUGGUCCACCUACGUUGCCGGAGGAGCCGGAAGAUUCAGAUACAUGCCCGAUGGAUAUAGCGUUAAACACAACACUCUACAGUGA